Messenger RNA from Diaporthe batatas, 3369 nucleotides. RefSeq lists its product as uncharacterized. The transcript is spliced from 8 exons. Gene Ontology annotation, molecular function: metal ion transmembrane transporter activity; protein binding. Lineage: Eukaryota; Fungi; Ascomycota; Sordariomycetes; Diaporthales; Diaporthaceae. Gene Ontology annotation, biological process: transmembrane transport; metal ion transport. Gene Ontology annotation, cellular component: membrane. The record is from RefSeq and is a predicted model, not a curated record. The coding region runs from base 1 to 3369 and encodes 1122 amino acids.
AUGGCGACGGCGACGGCGAGCUUGUCCAGCUCCAACGCCCCCGAGAACGUCGUCUCGGGCAAUGACACCCGGGUCCUGGAGCUUCUGACCGAGGACACCUGGACCUCGCAGGCAGAUCACCACGCACUGCGCCAGGCACUGGUCAAGGUCGGAACCAAGGGCAACCUCAAGGUCCUGCGCCUGUUGCUCAAGCACGGCGCCGGCGUCCACCCGAGGCGGGAGAACGAGCUGUCGCCGCUCUUCAAGGCCGCCGAGGCCGAACACCUGGCCGUGACCACCGAGCUCCUGGAGCACGGCGCUGAUCCCAACUGGCGCGGCAAGAAUGGCCAGGCCGCCCUGUUCCCUGCUUGCAUGCGCGGCCACAACGCUGUCGUCAAGGCGCUCCUCGACAGAGGCGCGGAUGUCAACGGCGGUAGGAACCACGACGGGAGGCCCGGCGACAGAGACGGCCGGACCCCGCUGCUCUUCCUCGCCUCGGAGAAGCGCGGCAGGUGGACCAUGGACACCGUCAAGCUCUUGCUGCAGCACAAGGAUGUCAACCUGGACCCGCGAGACUCCAUCGGGAGGACGCCCCUGCACUGGACAGCGACCAACAGCUAUCUCGACCUGGCGCGCGCCCUGCUCAGCGGCGAGUUCGGGAAGCAGGCCGACAUCAACGCCUCUCAGAACCGGGGCAAGACGGCGCUCCACCUGGCCGCAGAGCACAACCAGGUCGACUUCGUCGACCUCCUGCUGGCCUACGGCGCCCACCUGGACGCCGUGUCGGACGGGCGCUGGACGCCGCUGCACAAUGCCUGCGACAAGGGCCAUGAUGUCGUGGUUGCCAGACUCCUCGCUGCGGGCGCCAAUGUCAAUGCUGAACUGUCCAACCGCAUGACUCCCUUGCACUGGGCCGCCUUCAACGGGCAUGCACCUGUCGUCAGGCUUCUCCUAGAGAGGCCUGAGACGAACAUCUCCAUCAAGGAUCAGUUCGAGCGGACUGCCUUGCUCUGCGCGGCUGAGAGGCACCACAAGGACCUUGUGCAUCUUCUCUCCCCUUCCAGGGCUUCGCACAGGCUGUCCGAGAGCGCCCGAGAAGCCUCCAAGCUGUUCUCUGCGACCGUGGUUGACUUUGGGGACUUCCAGGAGAUGAAGUAUCGGAAGGGUGAUGUCCAGGAGAAGAAGAAGCAGCUGGUCUUCAAACCCUCCAUCUACGACUUGCUCUAUGGCUGGGAGGACAGCGAGAAGAACGUGCCCACAGUUCCAAUCCUGGCCAAGAAUGUGAAGUGGGAGCCGCACUUCCGAUGGAUCCACCUGCCUGCAAACAACAUCGCAUGGAUGGAGACUCUCCUGGCCAAGUCAUUCGUCGAGGGCGGGUUUCGCGACGUGGAGGGCUUCAAGGCCCUCGAGAAGUGUUUCGAUCAGGAGCAUAGAGGAGUUUACGCGCAUGCAAAGUUCAUGAGGACCUUUUCUCAUCGCGUGCCAAGCCGGCGUGCUGAGAAGGAUGAUGUCGCCCUGGGGAGUGUCUCCGAACAGGCUGCCGAGACGGCGGCGGCGGUUGCGGAAUCUAUAAUCACAGAUACCUCGGAAAACAGCAUAUUAAAACCAGAAGUCAAGAAGAAGAGCAAAUCCGAGCAAAUGAACGAACGCCACCCGGGCAAGCAGCAGAAGCGCAAGAAAGGCAACCCCGGCAACCCGCCUGGUACCAAAGAGGCCAAGCUCAGCAGCAGGCAAUCGUCGUUCGCGCCGUCCUUUGCGUCAACAGAGGCUUUCAGACAGCUUGUAAACAAUGGGAAGAUGGUCCUGUUUAUGCCCUUCCUGCAUUACGAGACCCACGACCGGCGGCUGAGCAUGGCCGAGACUAUCCAGAGGGCCCGUACCGGGGCCAAGCCACAGCGACACGCAUCGCGUGAUGAACUUCUCGUUCACGCAUAUGUCAACAACCUCCACCCGAGGCGGACGCUCGACCAGUUCUUCUACCAUGGCAUCGACACCACACAGCGUGACAAUGACCAGGUCGUCUGGAGAUAUUGUCGAGAGCAUCGAAUGGAGCCAAAGGUUUUCAUGGUGGACCAGCUUUGGCUGUGGAUUCUUGGUGGUGACACUGUCAUCACUUGUUUUCCUCAGCGAUGGGAUCAGCCUCCACAAGAUCCACUAAAUGUCAUUGACGGCAUAGUUGAGGAGACCAAUGCGAAGACAAGGCCACCAAUCCAGUCUGUUUAUGACCUAGCAAUGGUCAUUACUGGAAGAGCAUCUGGAUUAUUUGACCGGCAUCGCCUACAUGAACAACAAUUCCAGUUCCUUGACAUGUUUGAGAGCAGCAUCGGGCACAUAACAGACCAGGAGAGCCGACUCUUUAGCAAAUUCCACAAAGCUUCAGAGAAGUCGACCCAGUGGCUGAAACGCUACCGCCGCGGUGGAAGCGGCAGCCGGAAUGAUGAGCUGUCGGAUGACUUGCUGAACAUACACCAGGAGACAAAGCUUUUGGCAGAGAUCAAAGACAUACAAGAUGAAUUGAACAUCAUCGCUGUGGUGCUGAACUCACAACUCAAUGUGUUGAAAGAAUUCCAAAACAACAUCACCGAAGAGCUGCGGUUAGAGGGGAGCCGGAGAACAACCGAUGGCGUCAUCAAGGAAAUCCGGCGACGCUUUCAGGAGCAAGAGCGUCUGCUCGAAGUCCACGAGAACGACAUUGACCGAAUGGAGGGACAGGCCGAAGGCAUCUACAGCAGUUUGACGAACCUGCUGGAUCUGAAGCAGAAACAUUCGAACGCCCUCGAGGCGCGAUUCGCUCGGGAGCAAGCGAUCAUAGCCGCGAAGCAAGGCCAAACCAUUAUGGUCUUCACCAUUGUGACUAUCAUUUUCCUCCCGAUGUCGUUCAUUGCAGCCUUUUUCGCCAUCAAUUUCCAGGAUUGGGGAGACCAUCUUACGAUAGGAUACGUCACAAAGUAUAUGUUUGGGAUCGGUUUGGCCAUCUCCUUCGUCUUUGUGACCAUGGCUUUCCUGGUGCAUGAUAUCUCGGAAGCCUGGAAGUCACUGAUUCGGACCGCAAAAUCCUAUCUAGGUCGACUGAGGCGCCGGAGGACGCCGUUACAGGAUGAGGGAGACCAGCCAGAUGACAUCUCGAUGCGGACCGCGAGAGACAACAAGCCAGGGACUGCUGGCGCUGCGUCCACGGGCGCAUAUCGGACGCACUUUGACGAUAUGGAGUGGAAAAGGGGCAUAGAUAAUUACACCUUGCGGAUGAGCCGCGACCGCGACCGUUACGACCACGCUCGGUUCGGACUAUCCCCAGUUCGAUAUGGCGGGCGGAAGCUCAGUGUCGGCAGUGGCCAUGGGAUCCUUCAAGAGUACGAUGAGCACCCAGGAACGCCAGCACACGUGUGCUGA